AUGAAUGAAAUUGAUGGAUGCGACGAUCGUCGUUACUGGUCACAACGUCUUGAAAACGUUUUAGAAGAUCGCAAUGCAUUGGAAGCGUUUAAAAAAUGGAUGAAAAGUGAAUCUGCUUUUUUUGAACAUCCAAUUAAUUUGCAUUUUGCUAUUAUCGCUUAUAAUAAAGUUGCGCAGACUGCUUCGUUCCGUUUCUUCCAGUAUUUUAUGUGUCCUUGA
Molecule: messenger RNA, 219 nt
Organism: Dracunculus medinensis (Guinea worm)
Lineage: Eukaryota; Metazoa; Nematoda; Chromadorea; Rhabditida; Dracunculidae
Source: the annotation of a GenBank genome assembly